AGAAUAACUGAUCUUGUGGAUAUUUUUGGUGCAAAUGUAAAAGACUUGACUACAAUGAAUGACUUACCCCAAAUGGAAUUUUCUACAAAACCUGCCGAUAUAUCUGAAGAACAGUUAAAAAGAAUAAUCGAUGCUAUAGUGACACGUCUGAAGCUACUUAUACACACAUCAGGUCCAAUUGGAGGAAAGAAUGAGAUGGAACGGUCAUAUUAUAUCGAUGCUGUUUUACGUGACAUUGUUAAAUCAUGUGGAGAAGAUGUUCAGAUAUAUCAACAAUAUAGCAUUGUUGGAUCGCAUGGAGAUGGACGUGUGGAUUACGUUAUCAAGCAUGUGAAUACUAUAAUUUGUAUAACUGAGGCAAAGACCUCGGCUAUAGAACAAGGAAUAUGUCAAAAUUUCAUUCAAUUACAUAGCGCUUGCAAGAUCAAUUUAAGAAAACGAAAAUUUGACGAUCUUGCUGGAUAUGAUUAUGUUUAUGGAAUUGUCUCUACAGGCGACCAAUGGAUCUUUACAGUUGUAAGUUCUGCUAAUGAGCUUGCAGCAGCAAAUAAGAAGAUACAGACAUUAAGUGUUAAUAGCGAUGAUGUUGAUGAUGAUAGGCUGGCAAAUGAUGUACAAAUUCUAGUUCGUGCAAUCCUUGGAAUUCUCCAAGAUAAGAUUGCAAGUAUUGAGGAACAACCACAAGCAAAGAGACAGCGACUUGAGGAGGUUCUAUCAACUAAAUGA
This is a messenger RNA of Paraglomus brasilianum, 726 nucleotides long. NCBI's taxonomy places the organism in Eukaryota, Fungi, Glomeromycota, Glomeromycetes, Paraglomerales, Paraglomeraceae. The record is from the annotation of a GenBank genome assembly.